AUGGAUGACAACGACAACAACAAAAAUACAACAACAAUUACAGAUGAAUUAAAUUCUCUUCGUUCAAUUUUACGUUCAGAUGAUCAUCUUCAAAUUCAACCAUCAGGAGAUUAUGAACAAGUUCGAGUCAAACUCGAUUAUGAUAUACAAAUAAGUUUUCUCUUUGAUUCACUUAAUACUUUAAAUAAAUCAUUAACUAUUAAUAAUGUACAUGACUUAAGAAUCAUAAAAUCAUCAAAUAAAUGUCCAUUAAAUAAUGAUCGAUGGACAAAUAUUCGUAAAUAUUUUGAUCAACUUAUUCAAAAAUCGGCUGAAUCAAUUUCACUUGAAUCUAUUAUUCAAUUAAUUCAAGAUCAUUUAUUAAAAAAUACAACAAUAAAUCAAAAAUCAAAAUAUAAAACGAAAAAAUCAACAGAAAUUACAUCAACAGAAGAUAUAUCAACAAUAUCACAUAGAUUUCGUGGUGCUGAUUUAAUAUUUAAUCGAAUAUUACAUGAUAAAACAAUUGAUCGAUCACAAGUUAUAAUUGGUUAUGAAGAUCGUUUUACAGGCAUACAUGAAAUUCCAUUUAAUGAAUUUAAAAAAGUUCAUGAACAUGAGUAUGGAGUUCCAAUGCAUCGCAUUCGACAUUUUAAAAUCAAUGGGCAAAUUGUAUGGGAUAGAACACAAAAAUUAGAUAUAUUAACGGGUAGUGAUCAAGGGAAUGCAACAUCCGAUGGUAUGAAAGAAAACCUUUAUUUUUGA
This is a messenger RNA of Rotaria sp. Silwood2, 744 nucleotides long. Lineage: Eukaryota; Metazoa; Rotifera; Eurotatoria; Philodinida; Philodinidae. The record is from the annotation of a GenBank genome assembly.